CCAGCACUCAGUCUGGCGACCGACGCAGCGCGCCGCGACGGCCACUACAGUUUCUCCAGCAGGUCAGAUGUCCUUGUAAGGCUGGCGAGAAGGCCCGUGUGGUAUAGAGCGGCACACACGACACGCGCUACACGUAGCACAGCCGAACCCGCUGUUGGAACACACGGCGCUGGACCCUGUACCCCGUGACGCACGUGGGUUCUGUUCCCUGCACUGAUUUCGGGCGAACAGUGCUUCCGGCGUAAGAUGGUGGUGCAGCUGGGCUCCCGCGACGUGGGCCCCGACGUGCGGGGGCGGCUGCGGCUGUGCGGCCCCUCCCGCGCCCCCGCCGUCUUCACCGUGGUGGGCGUGCUGCUGGCCGCCAUCGGCGCCUGCCUCGCGCCCUUCUGGCCCUCGCUAUUCAACUACGUCCUCUCCACGGAGCUGAGCAUAUCACCGACGUCGGCGAGUUUCAAACUGUGGCGGGACACGCCCGUCCCCAUGAAGCUGGACUUCUACUUCUGGAACUGGACCAACCCAGGCGAGAUCACCAACCGUGACACGAAACCCACUUUCGUCCAAAUGGGUCCGUACCGAUUCAAUGAGGUGCACGAGAAGAUAAACAUCACGUGGCACGACAACGGCACGGUGAGCUACCGGCAGAUCCGGCGCUGGUUCUUCGACCCGGACAACUCCAACGGAACCCUCGACGACGAGGUCACCACGCUGAACAUCAUCGCUCUGACGGCGUCGUUCGUGACGCGCGAGUGGAGCUUCGUGAUGCGGAAGGGUCUGGACAUCGCGCUGUGGCAGAUGGGCCAGAAGCUGCACGUCACGCACCAGGUGCGCCAGUUGCUCUUCGAGGGCUACGAGAGCCCGCUCAUCACCAUGGCCGACCGCCUGCCCGCGCUCGCCGGCAUAGACAUCCCCUACGACCGCUUCGGCUGGUUCUACAGCCGGAACGGCUCCGCGGACUUUGACGGCGUGUUCAACAUGCGCACCGGCGCCGACGACCUGUACCGUGUGGGCGAGCUGGCGCGCUGGAACUACGACGAGCGGACGCGCUUCUUCCCGGGCCGCUGCGGCAACGUCGAGGGCUCCGCCGGCGAGCUGUGGCCGCCCAAGCGCUCCAAGGACGACCGCAUCGGACUCUUCUCGCCGGACCUCUGCAGGUCGAUCGAGCUGGACUUCCGGCAGGAGGACGAGGUGCUGGGCCUGCGCGGCUUCCGCUACUCGGGCGGGCCCUCGCUGCUGGACAACGGCACGCUGGACCCGGCCAACGAGUGCUUCUGCGCCGGCGAGUGCGUCGCGUCGGGCGUGCUCAACGUGUCCUCGUGCCGGUACGGCGCGCCCGCCUUCGUCUCCUACCCGCACUUCUACCUGGCCGACGAGCGCCUGCACGCCGCCGUGCACGGCAUGAGCCCCGACGAGCAACGGCACAGCUUCUACGUCACGCUGGAGCCGGAGACGGGAAUACCUCUGGAUGUGGCGGCGCGCUUCCAGAUAAAUAUCCUGCUGCAGCAGCAGAGUUACAUAUCGAUGCUGCGGGGCGUGCCGCGCGUCUUCUUCCCGAUGCUGUGGUUCGAGGAGCGCGCGUCCAUCACGGAGGAGCUGGCGCGGCCGCUGCGGCUGUUGCUGCUGAUGCCCACGUGCGGGCUGGCCGCCUCGCUGGCCUCGUGCGCGGCCGGCGUCGUCGCCCUGCUCAUAGCCACCGGCCUGCGCCUCAGGGAGCACCGCGCCAGGACCAGGUUGUCGAAGAGCGCUGCCGCGUCCGGGGCAGCCCUGGAGGUGUCGCUGCCGCUGAUGGAUGCGACGGACAAGGCCUCCAGCGAGAAGCUGGAAGUCCAGACCGCCAGGAGCCGACUCACCAGCUCGUCUUCGUCGUCGACGUAGCCGCACCCGCCCCGCGGCGCGUCCCCAAGUGAUGCUCACUUCCUCCGUCUCCAGCAGCACGCGAGGACAUUCGCCUGAAACUCUGUUGGGUGUUACUCGGGAACCACGUCGGUGCAGCAGCCGCCUACAGCCGGUGCUCCUGAGCUACCGCAGUUAUUACCCAGCUGAGAGUGCCAUACGACGAACUGGCUACACCAGUUAGUGGUCCGAGCGACUCAACUGUAAUCUAGGAGAUACGGAACCAGGGUGCUAAAAACAGACAGUGACUCAGAGAAAGAGACUGAGGAGCAGUUACCACGUCACAGCUGCUAGUGCUGGGCGUUUCGUCGUUGUUGUUUUUUAUUUUCUUCACGUUAGGUUGUUAUCUUUUUUCGAGAAGUAAACAGAUAUUCAGUGUACAUACCUAAUUUACUAGUAAUUCACUGAUAAAAUUACAAGUAUAUCGGAUAGCAGGGUAUAUCAUUUAAGUGCAGUGCGCAACGAUUUGUUAGAAUAAGUGUUUCACGCGACACAGAAAGUACUGAGGAUUCGAUUUAGUGCAAAUGUGAUGUGACAUUACAGUAAUUGUCAGUGACUCUUGAUGUAGAAAAUUACAUUGCAAAUAGAGGGAAAAUGCGUUGGUGAAAGAACUGUUUGUUAGUGCUUGCAGCUAAGGGGCUUGCUGGACAAGCACUCCAAUAAAAUUAUUCCACACUGUCUAUCAAUUACACCUCUUUCCCCCGUUUCCACGGUCUCGUGGUUGAUAUUUGUGCCUAACCAUAAAAUAUGGCAUUUCUUAAGUGUUAUUGUUGAAUGUUUCGUUAUUGUUAUUCUGGUGAUUGUUGCAUUUCCAGCAGAAUAGUUGGGUCAGGUUUCCAGUUAACAGUAGAAGUAUUGUGGUUCAGGUUCAGGUAGUCCUGUGCAACGAUAAGAUGACCUUAUUUGGAUUUUCUGUGUGAAACGUUUGUUGUUUUUUCUCACAUAAUACAUGAUCUAGUGAUACGUACUGAAGUGCGUCUCUCUGUAGUUUCGAACAAAACUGGUGAUAACAUGCUACAUCGUAGAGAACUCAAGCCAAUAACUAGCGACAACUAUUUAAGCUGUUUACAACAGCUAAACUAAGUAGUGCCAAAGACUUGCGACGUUUUAGUGUUCUACAGCAAAGAUACCCGAGAGGAUCGAAAAGAACAACUGAAUUCUAAUCAUUGAUACUUACUUGGAAAAUGUAGGUUUGUAGAGAAAUGCCACAUUAUUUCAUAUUUUAUUCAAAAGAAGACUUACUCUUUCAGUAAAGUCUGAAUAUGUCCAAAUUCCAAGUCUAACAGAACACCUUAAAAUGCCCAUAUGCAACACUCCAAUUUUUGCUUUAAAAAAAAGUAUAUCCUGGCCGUAUCAAGUUUUGUUUAUUAACACCUUUAUAAUUACCACUAUCAAAAGCAAAAUUUACUUCAGUGGUCGGCAACCAUCCAAAAUUCAGCAAUAUAAAAUUCGCAUUUAUUUCAUAACCGAGUUGCUGUUUUCAUAUACGUCACGUCUUUUCGACGAUUCCGAUAUUACGGACUUCUCAGUCAUACAGUAUUUCCUUUAAAUCACAAGUAAUACAACACAGUAACUGACAACCUUAUCUACGCUGUCAUUUCUACUCGAAAUUAAUUUAAACGGCUGAAAUAUUCUUGUCAUUAGAUCAUGCCAUAAUCGGAUAAAUGUCCUGUAUGUCGUACCUGGACCAAAUAUGUUCUCCAUCGUACCACAAAUGGCACCACUUUACUUGGGAUAAGAGGACUACAAGGAUAUAUAGUACACAAGGAAAAUUUACUUGUAAUGGUCCAGCUUAUUCCUAAGAAACAAUACUAACAGUUACCCCUGAAACCAGAGCCCCCAUACCGUUGUCACCACCCAUACAGCCUGCAAAUCGCCAAGCUGUUACGUUACUCUGUAAUUCCUGGACAGAAGCCAGGACUCGCAGAGCUGUGGCAAACAUCAGAACUUUUAAUUAACAUUCGCCUUGUUAGCACUGCUGAGGCAAAUUGAUUGCCUUUUGUGUCAGUAACAAACACAUUAAUUGGUGUGGCACCUGCUUCACUAACUACUUUUCCAUACUUAGUGCAGAGACGAAACGCUAUCUUUUGUUAGUAUUACUUUCCUUUACGUCUCCAUAUCCUCUAACGCGCAGGAAAGGCCAAAACUUCCUGUCGGUGAAUUAGAGUUCUUGUCGAAACCAUUUGUACUCACCUUGAAAUUCACUGCUUGUCGAUGAUCGCUACUGAAAAGAGGCCUUAUUCUUAAGGCCAGGUAAUGGUAUAAUACAGUACCAACCAUUUCCAUUUUUAGGCUCUCGUAAUUUAUUAGGUCUAGUUCAAUUCAUUAAUACUUUCUGCUCUAGAUAUCACCACUUCAAAAUAUCCCUUAAAGUUAUGAUAGCAAAACAGCCAUAUUCAGAGAGAUGAUUAAUGUAAUAUGAAUACACAUGGCACUACCAAAAACUGACUAUAGUAUAACAUAGGAUACCACCCGAAAAUGAACUUAUGAGAAAAGAAAACGGUUGUCAAAUUGUUUGUCUUAAAUAAUACAGAAAUAAAUGGAAUGUGCGUGUGGCUAGGACGUCCCGUCGUGUAGACAUGUCCCCUGGUAAGUCCUUAUAGUUGACGCCACUACGGCGAGUUGCGUGUCGAUGAGGACGAAGACAAAUGAAGACAACACAACACCCACUCCCCAGGCGGAGACAAUCUCCGACCCUGCCGCGAAUCGAGCCCGGGCUCCUCGCAUGGCGUUCUAUCACGAUGACCAUUCAGCUAUGGAGGCGGGCAAUACACAAAUAAUUGAGAAUUAUUAAAGUCUCCAUUUUAUUAGUAAACAAAGCGUACAUUCAAAUAAUAGUUCUUUGUUUACACUACGCUAUCUUCCUGUGGAUAUGCGUAAGUUAACAAAAUUCACUUCCAUCAGAAAACUGUUUUCCAGUAACAUUUCCGCUGCUCAACUGGUAAUGAGUUUUGGCUAUAAUUCAUUAAGAAAGAGCUGUCAACGUAUGUUCUGAACGUGGUGAAAAUUCCAUUAAUGUUAAACAUCACAGAACAAAAUCGAUUGCACGUACCAUCGUUGUUCGUUUAGUUCCCAAAUUGUGUACGUCGAAAUUAACAACUCUUGUACAAAUAAUUUGUAGUUAAGUCUGUUAACUGUUAAUGUCCCGUCUGAGAAGUAUUCGUCCUGUAAUGGUACAGAAAUGUAUUACUUGUUGUAUUUUUAAGAAUUUUGAGUGUAUUUUGUAAAAUGUUAAUAAAUGAUACGUUUAGAAAUUGUACAA
This is a messenger RNA of Schistocerca serialis cubense, 5152 nucleotides long. Its product is annotated as protein croquemort-like. Bases 247 to 1872 code for a protein of 541 amino acids. The transcript is spliced from 11 exons. The record is from RefSeq and is a predicted model, not a curated record. NCBI's taxonomy places the organism in Eukaryota, Metazoa, Arthropoda, Insecta, Orthoptera, Acrididae. Gene Ontology annotation, cellular component: membrane; cytoplasm. Gene Ontology annotation, molecular function: scavenger receptor activity.